AUGACUCAUUUUGAUGAUUCUGAUGAAGACGAUGUCAAGGAAGAUGAUUCCGAUACCGAUGGUCCCGAUGCCGAUAGAGAUGAUGUCAAGAAAGAUGAUUCCGAUACCGAUGAUUCCGAUACCGAUGAUUCCGAUGCUGAUGGAGAUGAUGUCGACAAAGAUGAUCCCGACGCUGAUAGAGAUAAUGUUGAGGAAGAUGAUUCCGACACCGAUGAUUCCGAUGCCAAUGAUUCCGAUGCCGAUGGAGACGAUGCUGAUGGAGACGAUGUCGACAAAGAUGACCCCGAUGCCGAUAGAGACGAUGUCGAGGAAGAUGAUGUUGAUGAUGCCGAUGAAUAUGUGUUGGAAGCAAUACACGAGCUGCCAACCUUCAAUCCGUUCUCCAAUGUACAUCCUGAUUCGUCUCCCUUUCGGUUGAAAAUGUUAACAACCCCGUCCUUGUUUACCUCAAUCCAUGCAACAGGCAGGUCAUUUAUUUUGCCACAAGUAUCCACGUAUAAUCUAGAGUAA
This is a messenger RNA of Penicillium psychrosexuale, 510 nucleotides long. RefSeq lists its product as uncharacterized. Lineage: Eukaryota; Fungi; Ascomycota; Eurotiomycetes; Eurotiales; Aspergillaceae. Bases 1 to 510 code for a protein of 169 amino acids. The transcript has 2 exons. The record is from RefSeq and is a predicted model, not a curated record.